Messenger RNA from Kogia breviceps (pygmy sperm whale), 757 nucleotides. Lineage: Eukaryota; Metazoa; Chordata; Mammalia; Artiodactyla; Physeteridae. The record is from RefSeq and is a predicted model, not a curated record.
GCUUGCGUAGCCGCCGGGACCCCUGCGCGCACCGCCUCUCGCCCCUAGCCACCGCGCGCCGCCGCGGACACGCACUUCCUGCGAGGCCUCCGUGCGCACCUUAGGCAAGCCGAACCGAGCUGAACCCUGCCCCGCACCUGCGAGCUGUUCGCCAUGGUGGACGAGCUGGUGCUGCUGCUGCAUGCGCUCCUGAUGCGGCACCGCGCCUUGAGCAUCGAGAACAGCCAGCUCAUGGAACAGCUGCGGCUGCUGGUGUGCGAGAGGGCCACCCUACUGCGCCAGGUACGUCCGCCGAGCUGUCCGGUGCCCUUCCCCGAAACGUUUGACGGCGAGAGCUCCCGGCUCCCCGAGUUUAUCGUGCAGACGGCGUCUUACAUGCUUGUCAACGAGAACCGAUUCUGCAACGACGCCAUGAAGGUGGCAUUCCUAAUCAGCCUGCUCACCGGGGAAGCCGAGGAGUGGGUGGUGCCCUACAUUGAGAUGGAUAGCCCCAUCCUAGGUGAUUACCGGGCCUUUCUCGAUGAGAUGAAACAGUGUUUUGGCUGGGAUGAAGACGAAGAAGACGACGACGAAGAUGAAGAGGAUGAUUACUAGGCCCGGAGACCCUCAGGCCUAGGGGGGAGGGCCCUGCACGCCGCCCCCUCCCCCCUCCCCGCCGUGCCCCGCCCGGAGCCACCACGGUCCCCUUCCCCACCCCGGCCGCUGGGUGUCUUCCUCGUUCCCUCUCCUCCCCGUAGUGCUUGUCUUUGUUCCGGGG